Messenger RNA from Fonsecaea multimorphosa CBS 102226, 1833 nucleotides. RefSeq lists its product as uncharacterized. Gene Ontology annotation, cellular component: GPI-anchor transamidase complex. Gene Ontology annotation, biological process: attachment of GPI anchor to protein. Bases 1 to 1833 code for a protein of 610 amino acids. The record is from RefSeq and is a predicted model, not a curated record. NCBI's taxonomy places the organism in Eukaryota, Fungi, Ascomycota, Eurotiomycetes, Chaetothyriales, Herpotrichiellaceae. The transcript has a single exon.
AUGUCCCGGCUUCUAUUUCUUCUGCUCACCUCUGCGCUCCUCGCCUUGAGCGCCGAAGCUUCCGAUUACUAUGAGCGAUUGACUCUGACUCCUUUACCCCUCGGUUCCCUCCUCGCCUCGUUCGACUUCCGCAGUAACGAAAGCGCCGCCGACUACAAUGCCCAGAAUUUCAGGUAUUUCCCGCGCUCCCUGGGUCAGGCGCUGCGGCAUGCCGACACGCAAGAACUACAUCUGAGGUUUACUACGGGACGAUGGGAUCCGGAGCUUUGGGGAGCGCGUCCUUGGGAUGGCACCAAAGAGGGCGGCACUGGAGUCGAGUUAUGGGCUUGGAUAGAUGCCGACUCGGAGGUUGACGCGUUUAAAAAGUGGACAACCUUGACACAAUCGCUGUCGGGCUUGUUCUGUGCCUCAUUGAAUUUCAUCGAUUCAACCAGGACCACCAAACCUGUCUUGUCCUUCCAGCCUUCGGGGGCAUUCCAGAACAGGAGCAAGAAUCUUCAUCUGUUGCAUGGUGUACUUCCUGGAGAAGUCGUGUGCACAGAGAACUUGACUCCCUUCCUGAAGCUCCUGCCGUGUAAAGGGAAGGCUGGGAUUUCCAGCCUUCUAGACGGACACAAGGUUUUUGAUGCCUCAUGGCAGAGCAUGGCCAUUGAUGUGCUGCCCAAGUGUUCUGCGGGAUUAGGCAAAUGCCAGAUGGAAAUCAGCCAGACCAUUGAUAUUGUCCUCGAUAUUGAGCGAUCCAAGCGGCCGCGAGACAACCCAAUUCCGAGACCAGUUCCCCCAGAACAACUCGUUUGCGACGAGUCCAAGCCCUACCAUUCCCACGAUACCUGCUAUCCUCGUGACAUGGUGGACGAAAUCCAGUGGUCACUCAAGGAUGUGUUCGGAAGGACAUUGGCUGGGACAUGUCCCCUCGCAGACGACGACGGCCCUGACCCGAAACCAGUCUGCCUGAAUGUACCGCACGAUCGAAUGGUUCUGAUCAAUCACAGCGGGUUCGAAGUCAAAUCUGAACCUGGCCCGAGCGAGUCAAGGUGUUAUUCGAUAAUGCCAUUCGAAGAAUUCGACCUCGAACUGCCCCGGCAGCAAUCAACUUCUCGAAAGCACGACUUGGGCCAUGAACUGCUUCGAGCAGAAAGGACCAUGACCGGCCACGGUGCUGCACACGGAGGAAUGCGCACGAUCUUCACAAACCCAUCCUCGACCGAAUCCGUCCAAUUCGUCUAUUUUGAGAGUCUACCGUGGUUCAUGCGCCCCUAUAUGCAUACUCUCAAGGCUCAAAUCACGGAUUCGUUUUCGACGUCAUUUGACUCUUCGAGACUCGACCAAGAAAGAAUAAUCAUGGACAUGUACUAUCGGCCAGCCAUCGACCGCCAUCGCGGCACACAACUCGAACUUUUACUCAGUGUCCCACCUCUCACCACCAUCUCUCUAACUUAUGCCUUUGAAAAAUCCAUCCUUCGAUACACAGAAUAUCCUCCCGACGCGAAUCGUGGGUUCAAUAUUCCACCUGCGGUAAUUCGUAUCCUUUCACCACAACUCACGGACCCGGUCACGGGAAACGCCAGGGAUGUUUAUAUCCGAACGACUUCCCUACUAUUGCCGUUGCCCACGCCGGAUUUUUCCAUGCCGUAUAAUGUCAUCAUAUUGACCAGUACAGUCAUGGCGUUGGCGUUUGGGAGCAUUUAUAACUUGUUGGUCAGGAGAUUUGUGGGUGCGGACGAGGUUGGGGAGGGCAAGUUGCCCGGUCUUGUUAGGAGUGUAAGGGGCGCGGUAAAGGGAAUGGUUGUACGAGUCAAGGAUCGACUGCAGGGGAAAGGAAAAGUGGAAUAG